UAUUUUUGUCUUGCAGUUGAAAUCUGUAAGAUUUGAGACAAAGUGAAUCUUAUAAGAAUGGGAGAUGAGCCAAGGUUUAGUGAGAAAUGAGAUUUCAGAAGCAAGAGAACAACUUUGAUGAUGAUUCAUCAAGCGACGAUCCAGAUUCAUAUUCAACUCACGAACCGAUUAUUCAUAACACAGAUCCUGUUCUUGACUCUCAUCAGCUAGACAAUGGAACAAAAACAGUGUCUACGGAGCAACCUGUGAAAACCCGGAAGAGAAAGAGCAAGAAAGAUGAGAGUAAACCGAAAACUGUUUGUGCAGAGGAGAAUACGAAGAAAGAGGAAACGGUAAUGGAGACGGAUGAAGUUGGAAUGUUUAUGAAGACGUUGCUUGAUGAUCUUACAGCUUCUAGAGAGAGCUUAAUGAUUUGGAUGAACACUGAAUUGAAUGGACCAUCGGAUCAACAUGUUGUGUCUCGACCACCUCCGAAGAAGAGAGCGGUUGCUGCGGGACAAGAGGAGAAGGAGAGUGAAAAACAGAGGAAACAGGGCGAGAUAUGUCAGGAGAUGAUCAAAACUAAAGAGAAGGGUUCAGAGGUUGUGCAGAACGGUGGAGAUCAAGCUCAACAACUUGAUUAUGAUGUUGGAACGUUGGAUAUGUUUCUCAGGAGCGGUCAUGAACAAGGUAUUGUUGCGCAAACUGAGAUCGAGAAUGCGACAGCCAUGAAUGAGAAGAAGAGUGUUGUUUUGGCCAUUGAAGCUCCAAAGCUAAGACAGAGACAAAAGAAGACGAGAGAAGCCAACACCAUCAAAAACAGAUCCGAAACAAAGAAAGAUGAUAACUUUGCGAUACAGCUGUCUUCAUCGCCAACGUUGCAGAGCUUUCCAGUAGGUUCUUCGUUGUUUCCUUCGUCAAGCCAAGGGGUUACUUCUUUAGCAAGCAACAACAGCUACCAACCGAUGCAACCACCGGUAGUAACUCAGUUCUCUGAUCUUUAUGAAUUUCAGACAGGAUUCACAGGAGGACAAUGAUAUGACAAGAGUUCUCCGUUUCACAACAAGGGUUACUUCUCUGGUUUUCCGGCAGCUUCCCAACCUAAUCUGAUGGCACAAGUGAAUCAUACGACUUAUUCAUAGCAGCGAGACAACAAUAAUAUGUUUGGAGAACUGCAGAUGGCUGUUGGAGCCAUACCAUAUUCCGGUAUCAGAUUUCAUGAAUCCGAAGUUGGUAACGGUAAUAACAGCCUCUCCAAUUACAGAACUAGCUCAGGUAGAUAAACCUGUUCCAAAGGCAAGAGCAACAAUUAUUAUCUACCGGUAGAGAUGGACCUCGGUGACUGACUUGUGUUCAAAGACGCAACAAAAAUGGGACUUGCAGUGUAAACUGUUGCUCAAAGCAACCUGAUUACUCAAUUAAAAACAGAAACUUAUUUCAAACCACCAUCCCGUUUUAUAUAAAAGUAUAUUGUAGCUCAAGUGGUUAAGUAAUCUCUAUGGGACAAUUAAA
Molecule: messenger RNA, 1491 nt
Organism: Brassica napus (rape)
Lineage: Eukaryota; Viridiplantae; Streptophyta; Magnoliopsida; Brassicales; Brassicaceae
Exons: 2
Coding region: 87-1016 (309 amino acids)
Source: RefSeq, a predicted model, not a curated record